This is a messenger RNA of Alligator mississippiensis (American alligator), 4122 nucleotides long. RefSeq names its product zinc finger protein 708-like. Bases 442 to 2874 code for a protein of 810 amino acids. Gene Ontology annotation, biological process: negative regulation of transcription by RNA polymerase II. NCBI's taxonomy places the organism in Eukaryota, Metazoa, Chordata, Crocodylia, Alligatoridae. Gene Ontology annotation, molecular function: DNA-binding transcription repressor activity, RNA polymerase II-specific. The transcript has 8 exons. The record is from RefSeq and is a predicted model, not a curated record.
AGGAAUCCGGGCCUGAAGUCAGGACAGAAGCUGGGGGGGUGCAGGCUGCAGCUGGGCUCCUCCCACCCCUCCCCCUUGGAGCCAGCCCCCGCCCCCAACGGGACCCUAAGGAGCCCCCAACUCCCCGGGCCGUGCCUCAGUUUCCCCCGGCUCAGGCCCCGCUCAGGGCUGAGAUCAGGCUGGGAUAACGGGACAAAACCUGCUUCAUAUUGCCCCCAAACAGCUCUGUGCCCCGGGGACUCUCCUGAGGCCGCGAUCAGGGCGUUUCCAGGCCCGGAGCACAAGUUUUGGGUGUCCGCCACCGACCGCCAGUCGCCCCGGCCUGCUGAACACGCUGCCACCUACACCGCUGGGACUCGGGGGGGUAUCCCCGAAGCGGUUGCCACCACAGCCAGCAAAGCAGCUGCUGCAGCAGGAGCCGAUCCAACACUGGGGCAGGAGAUGAUGCAGACCAUGCAGCCUCCUUCUGAGACCAAGAUCCCUUUGGACACCCCCCAGCUGGCACUGGGACAUCACCUCCCCACCCCACAGACCUGGCGCCAACGCUUCCGGGGCCUCCGCUACCUGGAUGCCAAGGGCCCGCGGGAGGUUUGCAGCCGCUUGUGGGAGCUCUGCCAGCGCUGGCUGGAGCCCCAUCGCCACAGCAAGGAGCAGGUCCUGGAGAUGGUGGUGCUGGAGCAGUUCCUGGCCAUCCUGCCCCAGGAGAUGCAGAGCUGGGCAUGGGGGUGCAGCGUGCAGACCUGUGCCGAGGCCGUGGCCCUGGCUGAAGGAUUUAUGUUGUGGCAGGAGGAGAACGAGAAGCUUAAGGUCACAGUGAGUGUGAAGGUCGAGGAGGUGUCCUCAGACAAGAUGCCGUCCACUGCGGCACUGCAGGACACUGGUGAUUCCUGGCUGGAGCAACCCAAGGCCCAUCGUGUGGACAGGCCUGUGGAGGAGUCAGGAGAGAGGGAAACCCUGGGACUUCGGAACAAGCCACCUCCUGUCCCCAGAGAGGAGCCCCUGCCUCCCCAGGACUCAGAUGCUGGGACCCUGAGCAGCGCUGAGCAGAUGCUUCUGGGAGAAGAACCUGUGAAGCUGGAGCUGCAGAGGACUUGCCCAGGGGGACUGGAGGAGAGGGGCUCCCUGACACCUGAGCCGGGCCCAGUGCAGAAGGAGCAGGGCAGGCCUCCAAAGCAGGGGCAGAGCCUGGAGCUCCGGGAGGUGUUUGAGGCCGUGGCAGUGUAUUUCACACGGGAGGAGUGGGAGCUGCUGGAUGAUGAAGACAAGGUGCUUUACCGGGACCAGAUGCUGAGGAAUUACCAAGCCCUCCUUUCCCUGGGAUAUCAAGGUCCUACACCUGCCUUAAUCUGCAGCAUCCAACAAGGACAGGUGGAGCUCUGGGUCUAUGAUGAUGAGGACCAUGGGAAAAUCUCCAUGUCUGAAGACCUGCUGCCAGGAGGUGCCUGGUUAAUGAGCAAAGAUGAGGAACAGCCUCCUGCGGAAGGGCCUGCAGACCUGGAGCUACCACGGAUGUCCCCAGGGAGUUUGGAUGAGAUGGACUCCCUGAGACCUGAGAAGGAGCAAUGGCACAAGCGUCAGCAUUGGCGCAUCCACCUGAGGAGGGAGACACAUCACUGCACUGGGUUCAGGAAGAACUUCAUGUGCUGGCCAGACCGGUCCCAGCAGCAGUGUGCGCAGAGGGGGACACAGCCACAGCAUGGCACCAACUGUGGGAAGAGCUUAAGACAGCCCUCCGACUUGGCCAAGCACUGGUGCAUGCACGCAAGGGAGAAGCCACAUCAAUGCUCAGAGUGUGAGAAGAGCUUCAACCUGUCCUUCAACCUGACUAAACAUCAGCUCAUACACAUGGGGGAGAAGCCACAUCGAUGCUCGGAGUGCGGGAAGAGCUUCACCCGAUCCUCCCACCUGGCCCAACACAAGGUCAUCCACACUAAAGAGAAGCUGCAUCAAUGCUCAGAGUGUGGAAAGAGCUUCGCCCAACCUUCCAGCCUGGCCCAACAUCAGUUUAUCCACACAGGGAAGAAGCCACAUCAGUGCUUGGAGUGUGGGAAGAGCUUCACCCGAUCUUCCACCGUGGCCCUGCACCAGCUCAUCCACACAAAGGAGAAGCCACAUCACUGCUCAGAGUGUGGGAAGGGCUUCAUUCGGGCCUCCACCCUGGCCCAGCAUCAGUUUAUCCACACAGGGAAGAAGCCACAUCAUUGCUCAGAGUGUGGGAAGAGUUUCAGACAGGUCUCUGACCUUAUCAAACACCAGCUUAUCCACACAGGGGAGAAGCCACAUCAGUGCUCAGAGUGUGGGAGGAGCUUCACACAGUCCUCCCACUUGACCCAACACUGGCUCAUCCACCGGGGGGAGAAGCCACAUCAGUGCUCAGAGUGUGGGAAGAACUUCAGCCAGUCCUCCACCCUGGCUCGGCACCAGCUCAUCCACACAAGUGAGAAACCACAUCAGUGCUCAGAGUGUGGGAAGAGCUUCAGACAGGUCUCCGACCUCACCAAACACCAGCUUAUCCACACGGGGGAGAAGCCACAUCAGUGCUCAGAGUGUGGGAAGACCUUCAACCGAUCCUUCAACCUGACCCAACACCAACUCAUCCACACAAGCGAGAAGCCACAUCAGUGCUCAGAGUGUGGGAAGAGCUUUAGAGAGGUCUGCAACCUCACCAAACACCAGUUCAUCCAUACGGGAGUGAAACCGCAUCAGUGCUCAGAGUGUGGGAAGACCUUCAACCGAUCCUCCAACCUGACUCGGCACCAGCUUAUUCACAGAGGUGAGAAGCCACAUCAGUGCUCGGAGUGUGGAAAGAGCUUCACCCAAUCCUCCAGCCUGGCCCGACACCAGCUCAUCCACAUAGAGAAGAAAACACUUUAGUGGUUAGUGGUGGAAAUGUUUCCUCUGCUUCUCCAAGUUGGCCUAGCACCAGUUCAGUCUCAUAUGGGUGCAUCUGUAAUGGUUCCAGCAAGGCAGGAAGGGGCUGCGGGUGUAUACCUGCUCAGCACCUACCCGUGUUUGCAUCCAGAGAAGUAGCUUCAUGCUGGUGCAGUGCAGCAAGAGUCCACCCACUGUUCAGUCCUCAUAGGGCACUGCAGAACCCAAAGGACACAGGCUUGAUGCCAAGGUUUGAUGCAGGGGAUGGGAUAAAAGGCAACCUCUUAGGCAGAGGCCAGCCCAGAUCCUGGGAGAACCUGUGUGCCAGCGGUGAUGACCGCUGUGUACAAAACCUGCCCGCACCAUCUCUGCCAUUGUGGAGCCGUGCUCGGAGCUGUGGGGCCGGCCGCAGAGUGUCAGUGUGGUGGUGGCCGUGGCCACCAUGCAGCGCAGGAUGGUGGUGGGGAUGGCCGCGUGCCACCCAGCCACCACCACGUUGCCACUGCUGUCCUGCGGCUGGCCGCACAGCUCCAGGCAUGGCUCCGCAGCGGUGCAGGGAGGUUUUGUACGCAGCAGCCAUCUCCACUGACAUGGCCCCACAGUUAAGCAGCAGCAGCUGCUGCAUGCGAGUCCCCCCCCAUCCCGCAGCUACGAUUCCUCGCCACCGCUGCAGAGCUGGCCACAGAGCUGUGCAGCUGUCUGCAUGCAAGGCUCCCCUUCCCCCAGGCAGCUUGCUGGGUGGCAUUCAUGCCCCACAUCGCUUGCCCACAAAGCCCCCCGCAGAGGGGCACCCCUGCCCUCACCCCUUCCCCCUCUCCCUCAGCCCCCAGCCUCGCCUCAUAGCCCCCAAGCCCCACUUACCUCUAGGAUACAGGGAAAAGGGCAGCCCACCCUGCCCAAGAGAGCUUUGUAUCAUUAAAGAAUUUCCAAAGCCUCCCUCUUGGUUUGUGUAUAUAAUUCAGGACUGUACAGUGUAUUAUUGAAGAUUUACUUAUGUAUUCGCCUUUGCAUUAACCAGCCAGCCUUGUCAAGCACGCUCUUCUGGGCUUGUGUUGCCUGGUCAUGUCGUGGUGCAGCCAUUGCACUGCCUAGCCAUGGCAUGCAGGAGUCGGGGAAUUGUCGGGGUUGUCUUGGUGGGCAAACACACAGGCAUUUCUGUUGUUAGAACAGGGGAAUUGGAUUGCUACUGACAGUUUUGUACUCUUUGGAAUCUGGAAUAUAGCUGGAUUUAAAGUGGAAUUGAAACCUGCA